Molecule: messenger RNA, 249 nt
Organism: Geodia barretti
Lineage: Eukaryota; Metazoa; Porifera; Demospongiae; Tetractinellida; Geodiidae
Source: the annotation of a GenBank genome assembly
AUGGCAGUUGCACACAGAACGGUCGAAGAGGUCUGGUACUUCAUUCAAGGACAGGGGCAGGUCUGGCGCAAAUGUGAAGCUGCCGAGUCUGUGGUCGAAGUAGAGCCGGGCGUCUCCCUCAGUAUCGAAGUUGGGACGCACUUCCAGUUCCGCAACACAGGCGAUGAUGACCUGUGCUUCGUAAUCGUCACCAUGCCGCCCUGGCCCGGCGAACAAGAAGCCGUGCGAGUGGACGACUACUGGAAAUGA